CUCUAGGCGUCACACCGUCAGUAGGCUGCAUCACUCAAGGCUUGAUCCUGGCCAUGGCAAACACGGUUAACUACUCGGAAAGUGCUGCUGGAGGGACCCAGUUUGCCUCCAGGCUUUACGGCCAGUUGGCCAGGUCAGAGCCAGGAAGGAAUAUCGUCCUCUCGCCCUCGUCCAUCAGAACGGGCUUGGCUCUGGCCUAUCUGGGCGCCGAGGGCAGUACCGCAGACGAGUUGAAGCAGGGAUUGGGCCUGGAGGGAGGUGACAAGACCGAGGUGGCCCAGAAAUUCGCCCAGCUGUUGGCGAAAGGACAUGGCGGCCAGGAUGGGCCGAAAUUGAAGUAUGCCAAUCGGAUUUACGUGGCUCAGAGGUUCCAGCUGUCCCAGACCUAUCAGGAUUUGGUCAGUAAGUACUUCGCAGCAGCUGCCGAGAAUGUGAACUUCGGCCAAAGUGCCGAUACUGCCAGGCGCAUUAACUCCUGGGUGGAGGAGCAGACCCAUCAGGAAAUCAAGAACCUCAUUGCCGCGGACUGCCUCGAUGGAGAUACGGCCGCCAUCCUGGUAAAUGCCAUCUACUUCAAGGCCGACUGGGAGAGCAGUUUCCCCGACUAUGCCACCUUUGCCCGCGACUUUGUCAAUCACGGAGGUCAGAAGGUCAGCGUGGACACCAUGUCCCAAGAGGAUUACUUCAGGUUCGCCGAGCUGCCCCAGCUGAAGGCUAAGGCCCUGGAAUUGCCGUACAUAGGCACGGAUAUCGUCUUUCUGAUCAUUCUGCCCCAGGAGGAGCAGGGCCUGGCCUUCGUCGAGAAGAAACUUAAGGGGCUGGACCUCAAUGAAAUAAGCUGCCAGCUGAGCAGGCAGAAGGUACAGGUGCAGCUGCCCAAGUUCAAGUUCGAGUUCGAUGUCCCCCUGCAGCCGGUUCUCGAGGAGCUGGGCAUAAAGGAACUAUUCGCUCCUGAGGCGGAUCUCAGCAGCCUGCUCCGUGAAUGGGGUCCACUCAGGAUCUCGGAGGUGAAGCACAAGGCCAUCAUCGAGGUGAACGAGAGGGGGACCACUGCCAGUGGAGCCACCUAUGUAAAGGCCCAGGCGGACUCUCUCCUAAUGGGAGAGAAAGUGUUCGAGUUCACCGCAGAUCAUCCCUUCUUCUUCGCCAUCAAGGACGCACAGAGCACCCACUUCCUGGGCCACGUGAGCCAGCUCUGAGCUCCAACCACAAGUUUUUCCCCCCCCUUAAAACUGAAACUCAAUAUGUAGCUCUGUCCAAUAAAUGCCAAUCUUCGAUGUCAAGUGCAGGCACACAAGUA
Molecule: messenger RNA, 1300 nt
Organism: Drosophila biarmipes
Lineage: Eukaryota; Metazoa; Arthropoda; Insecta; Diptera; Drosophilidae
Product: serine protease inhibitor 42Dd
Exons: 4
Coding region: 54-1199 (381 amino acids)
Molecular function (GO): serine-type endopeptidase inhibitor activity
Source: RefSeq, a predicted model, not a curated record